Candida dubliniensis CD36 is the source of this 1182-nucleotide messenger RNA. It is a transcript of the gene HAL21, whose product is annotated as putative 3'(2'),5 bisphosphonucleoside 3'(2')-phosphohydrolase. The coding region runs from base 1 to 1182 and encodes 393 amino acids. The transcript has a single exon. Gene Ontology annotation, biological process: sulfate assimilation; phosphatidylinositol phosphate biosynthetic process. Gene Ontology annotation, molecular function: 3'(2'),5'-bisphosphate nucleotidase activity. The record is from RefSeq and is a predicted model, not a curated record. NCBI's taxonomy places the organism in Eukaryota, Fungi, Ascomycota, Pichiomycetes, Serinales, Debaryomycetaceae.
AUGAAAUCAUUCUUCCUCUUAACACUCUCCAUAUUGCUCAUCUCACUACUUGUCACAUAUAAACCCCUCACCACCAAACUAAAUUUAUUCACUCGUUUCAUUUCGAUGUCCCAUUCUACCCACCCAUACCAGAAGGAGCUUGAAGUUGCAACUUUAGCUGUCAAGCGUGCAUCAUUGCUCACCAAACAAUUGAGUGAUUCUAUUGUGCAGACUGCCAAGUCGGGGACACUCACCAAAGACGACAAGUCACCUGUCACCAUUGGAGACUUUGCCCUGCAGGCGAUCAUCAAUCAUGCCAUUAAAUUGAACUUCGCUGAGGACGAAAUUGUUGGUGAAGAAGAUUCACAGGAGUUACAGGAAAACAGCAGUUUAGCUGACCAAGUAUUGAAUUUAAUCACCAAGAUCCAACAAGAAACUAGCGGAUACAACGAUAUUGUUGGGACGUUGACGGACAAGAAGAAAGUAUUUCAAAGCAUUGAUUAUGGGAAUUCGCAAGGAGGACUGAAGGGAAGAUUCUGGGCAUUAGACCCAAUUGACGGGACUAAAGGGUUUCUCCGAGGUGAUCAAUUUGCUGUGUGUCUUGCGUUGAUUGAAGAUGGAGAAGUUGUGUUGGGUGUAAUUGGGUGUCCAAAUUUACUGGAACACAUUGUGUCGAACGAAGAACACUCAGGGAUUGUUGGUGGAUUGUAUUCUGCCAUAAAAGGAGUUGGUUCUUUCUACAGUGAGUUGUUCAAAGAAGGUGCUGAGCCAUUGUCACAACAAAGACCCAUCAAAAUGCAAAACCAUACACACCCUAACCAGUUGAAGGUCGUUGAAGGUGUCGAGAAAGGUCAUUCUUCUCAUUCAACGCAAGCUGAAAUCAAAGGCAAGUUAGGAUUUGAUCCAACCACCGUGGCAAAUCAAACUAUCAAUCUCGACUCGCAAGUCAAGUACUGUGUGUUGGCCAGUGGACAGGCAGAUAUUUAUCUCAGAUUGCCAGUGAGCGACACAUACCGUGAGAAAAUCUGGGACCAUGCAGCUGGUAAUAUUUUAAUAUAUGAGAGUGGUGGCCAAGUAGGCGAUGUUACUGGAGCACCAUUAAAUUUUGGUAAGGGAAGAACAUUGGAUUCUAAAGGUGUGAUUGCUGCUAACAAAGAGAUAUUUGCAAAGGUUAUAGAUGCUGUUACUGAAGUGAGAAAGUAA